This is a messenger RNA of Lachancea mirantina, 912 nucleotides long. The record is from the annotation of a GenBank genome assembly. NCBI's taxonomy places the organism in Eukaryota, Fungi, Ascomycota, Saccharomycetes, Saccharomycetales, Saccharomycetaceae.
AUGGGCAAUUCACCGAGCAGACCAAUUGUACAAGAGAGUUACGGCCAGGAAGUGCCUCCAGGACUUCGCUUCAGCCGAGAAAGAACAAUGAUUCUUGCGUCUUUAUUCGCCAGUCGAAAGCUGAUGUGUUUUCCUACUCCACACUCCUACGAAAGAUUCUUGAAUAACAAGAGAAAAAUCGAUAUACCUGCUAAUCUAGAGGACGGCGGAUUGGGUAUACCUUUAUUUGAGUUCAAGUAUGAUUUUUUCAACGUUCCGUUCAGCUCGGCACCAAAAUUUGAAAUCUACAAAUACACUGUAAUCGAAAAGGGCCAGGAUUAUUUAAUACCCGCCGACGCCAAAGUCAUUUGCGUUUCUGGAGGAAAACAACUGAUCAAGUCAUUAUUUUGCGAGAUAUGGGAUAAAACUUUCAAAGGACUUCGCACCGGUUACGAAUUUGUCUUCCAAUCUCAAGAUGGGCCCCAGCAAUUUAUCAUGUUGAAACAUCACAUGCGUGAAAAUUUCGAAUCAACGAUAGGAGACUGGCAUGUAAACUGGUGCUCGGGUUUCGAUUCGACUCAUAUGGACUUAGUGGUUCUCGACCCAGAUAUGCCUUUUCUUUUCGACGACAAGGAAACGGCGGCCAAGAAGAAAGCCUUAGAGAAAACUCAAAAAAAGGGCAUGGAUGAUUUGCCCUUGUGGGCGAGAUUCCGAUUCGUAAGCCCUGGAAUUCUGCCGAAACUUACGACGAAACAAGCUACUUUGACAAUCGGCGAAAUCGACCUUGAAACGAACCCGACAGAAUUCGGCCUUGCCGCAAUUCCAUGGUAUUCCCAAAUAAUUGCCUGUAUGUCACUCCUGCUUGCUUAUCGCGUGGAGAGACGUCGGAAGAGAAAUAAUUCCAACAAUCAAUUAAACAGCACGAUCUUCUAA